Messenger RNA from Diaporthe citri, 873 nucleotides. RefSeq lists its product as uncharacterized. The transcript is spliced from 4 exons. The record is from RefSeq and is a predicted model, not a curated record. Gene Ontology annotation, cellular component: extracellular region. NCBI's taxonomy places the organism in Eukaryota, Fungi, Ascomycota, Sordariomycetes, Diaporthales, Diaporthaceae. Gene Ontology annotation, molecular function: hydrolase activity. The coding region runs from base 1 to 873 and encodes 290 amino acids.
AUGAAGCUCUUCUCAACUCUGUUUGGGGCCAGCGUGCUGGCCGCCGCCGCCAGCGGUUCGCCUACGAGCUUUGGCGAGUUGAUGACGCCCACGGCGCCCCUCAAGCGCGCCGCCCAGGCCAUCACGCAAGUCACCAACUUUGGCGCCAACACCUCGGGGACGAAAAUGUACAUUUAUGGGUACUAUAACGGCUCGCCAUACGCGCAACUCGCGGACCAGAAGGGCUUCAUCGUCAUCUAUCCCGAAAGCCCAUACAGCGGGACGUGCUGGGACGUGAGCAGCCGGGCGGCAUUGACGCACAACGGUGGUGGCGAUAGCAACAGCAUAGCGAACAUGGUCACGUACGCGCUGAAGCAGUACAAUGGGGAUGCGAGCAAGGUGUUCGUCACCGGCAGCUCGUCGGGCGCGAUGAUGACGAACGUAAUGGCGGCAACAUACCCAGAAUUGUUCGCCGCGGGCAUUCCUUAUUCUGGGACCCCAGCUGGAUGCUUCUACAGCCAGUCUGGCGGUGUCGACGCCUGGAACAGCUCUUGUGCAAGUGGUCAGAUCCAUAGCACUCCACAGGUCUGGGCAGGGAUGGUCAAAGACAUGUACCCGGGCUACACCGGCAGCUAUCCAAAGAUGCAGGUCUAUCAUGGCAGUGCCGAUACUACUCUUUACCCAUCCAACUAUAACGAGACAAUCAAGCAGUGGGCUGGAGUCUUUGGCUUCGACUAUACCAAGCCAGACACAACUGCUGCAAAUACGCCGCAGAGCGGCUACACCACCUAUGGUUGGGGCAGCCCGGUCAAGCUGCAGGGCAUCUACGCCAAUGGAGUUGGUCACACUGUCCCAAUUCGAGGCAGUGAUGACAUGAAAUUCUUCGGGCUGUAA